UCUGACAGAAUCCUAGGCCCCCUUCCACACAGCUGAAUCAAUCCGAAGCGGGCUCUCUCUUGGGGAUCAGGCCCAUCCUCAGCCUCGGACCCUCCCCCCUUUCCUUCUUCCUUCCGCGCGCUGCCAGGCCCGCCUCCCUUCUUCUUCCCGAUCCUGGAGCAGGAAGGCCGACUGAGGUUGGCUUGGGGAUGCGGGGCUCGCGAAGGCGUGGGGCGGGGGCGGCGGGGCCGGGCUCCUUGUCCGGCUUCAAGCGCGGCACGGGGAGCGGCGAGGCGGUGCCGCAGGGCCUGAUCCGGGCGGCCCGGAAGAGCGGCCAGCUGAACCUCUCCGGGCGGGAGCUGAGCGAAGUACCUCUGCAUGUAUGGAGGAUCAACUUGGAUACUCCCGAGGAGGCCCAGCAGAAUCUUUCCUUUGGUGGUGCUGAUCGGUGGUGGGAACAAACGGAUCUCACCAAACUAAUUUUAUCUUCCAACAAACUGAAGUGUCUUUCUGAUGAUCUCCAGCUCCUGCCUGCACUCACUGUGUUGGAUGUCCACGAUAAUCAACUGACCUCUCUUCCUUCGGCUAUAGGAUCACUGGAAAACCUUCAGAAACUUAAUGUGAGUCAUAAUAAACUGACAGAUUUACCAGAGGAACUUCUCCAACUUAAGCAUUUAAGGAGUUUACUUUUACAACACAAUGAAUUAAGUCACUUGCCUGAUGAGUUUGGGAAGCUAAUCAGCUUGGAAGAGUUGGAUAUUUCCAAUAAUCAUGUGUCUAAUAUCCCUACAAGUUUUGCAUUUCUCACAAAUUUGGUGCAACUUAAUGUGUCUCAUAAUCAGUUGAAGUGUCUACCAGCAGAGAUCAGUGCAAUGAAAAAUUUAAGACAGCUUGAUUGCACUAAGAAUUACCUUGAAACGAUACCUCCAGAACUGGCCAACAUGGCGUCAUUAGAACAGCUUUAUCUAAGAAGAAAUAAAUUACGUUACCUGCCAGACCUUCCUUCAUGUACAGUUUUAAAAGAGUUGCAUGUUGGUGAAAAUCAAAUUGAAAUUUUGAAAGCUGAACACCUGAAGCACCUGAAUUCCUUGUGUGUAUUGGACCUUAGGGAAAAUAAGCUGAAAUCAGUGCCUGAUGAAAUAGCUUUGCUAGAGGGCAUAGAGCGACUAGAUCUGUCCAACAAUGAUAUUAGUAGCCUUCCUUGUAAACUUGGAAACCUUUCACAGCUGAAGUUCCUAGCUUUGGAAGGAAACCCUUUAAGAACAAUCCGAAGGGAUAUUCUUCAAAAAGGAACACUAGAAAUAUUGAAGUACCUCAGAAAUAAAAUACAAGAUGAUAGUGAAACUCGACCAAAUGGAGUAUUGCCUGUGACAGCAAUGACCCUGCCAAGUCAGUUGGAGGUCAACCUGCAUGCUAUCACUGCACUGAAAACACUGGAUUAUAGUGAGAAGCAGGCGGCUGUAAUUCCAGACGAAGUGCUAAAUGCAGUUGGGAACAAACCAAUCAGUACUGUAAACUUCAGCAAGAAUCAUCUGACUGAAAUUCCAGCAAGAAUUGUGGAAUUAAAAGAAACUGUCUGUGAUAUCAAUUUUAGCUUCAAUAAGCUCCUUUCUGUUUCUCUGGAGCUCUGUAUGCUUUACAGAUUGACUCAUUUGGAUAUCCGAAACAAUUUUUUGACAUCUCUGCCUGAUGAAAUGGAAGCAUUGGGAAAACUACAAACAAUAAAUCUGGCUUUUAACCGAUUUAAAGUAUUUCCGGACAUCCUUUACCGCAUCCCAACCCUUGAAGCAAUCCUCCUUGGCAAUAAUCAGGUUGGAUCCUUGGAUUCUCUACAAAUCAAGAAGUUGGACAAGCUUAGUACCUUAGAUCUUCAAAACAAUGAUAUCUUGCAUGUACCACCUGAACUUGGAAACUGCACCAGUCUUAGGACACUUUUGCUGGAAGGAAAUCCUUUCCGUACUCCCCGAGUAACCAUUCUUGCCAAGGGAACAGAUGCUGUGCUCGAAUACUUAAGAAGCAGGAUUCCUACUUGAUCCAUUAUCCAUUGGAAUCCAAAUGUAUGCAAGCUCUUCUUCUCUGGGACUGAAGUUCUUCUGUCUGAGAAUUGUGUAUUUGAAUUAUGAAGUGUACAUGAUGGAAUUUCUGCUAUGAGCUAGAUCAAGAAGAAUGUUAACUUAUAUGCCUAAAUACACAUUUGGGUGGCACGCAUUAAUGUGCAUGCAUCUGUGAAUUUGGGCACAUCUAAUAUACUGGUUUGAGGUUUUAAGCUUUUCCCCUCUUAGUUGUUCAACAUUCCCUUUUCAUUUUGUCCAAUUUUAAAGAACAUCAAAAAGGGAUUUGCUGAAAAAUCAAAAUGAAUGUACUGAUCUAAACAUAACAUUUUUGUCUCAAGGACUGGUUACUGAAGAAAUACAUUGAAAGCUGCAUUCAUAUUGUUGUAUUGGAAUGUAUUUAACACACAUUUGAAAAAUCAAAUUCAAGAUGCACAGCAGAAUAGUCUAGAUAUUUAAUUGGGAGGCUUGGUAUGCCUUAUAGUUGACACACAAAUGCCAGAAAUGUUUUAUCUAUUCGGAAUAUUGUCAGUGCCAGAAAAAAAAAACCUAAAACAAAGCCAGUUUACAUAAGGGAGUCCUAGUAACUAGAAAUGAACAUUUAAUGGAAGCCCACACUCUUUUUGACCUUGUUAUUAUUUUUAGUGUGUUAUAGGCAUUUUCACAAAAUGGCUGCCCACAAUGGAAAUAGAUAAUCACAAAACACUCAUUUCAAAAUCUGGUGAAGCUAAAAUAUAUGUUUACAAAACUGAGAAUAAAACAAAGUUACAGGCUUGAGUUCUAAAACUGAAAUCCAUCCCUUUAGAAACUUCUUGGACCUUCUUGUUUUCUUUCUCUCACCUGAACAGGAUACAGGUCUGCACAAUCCUAUGGCUGGUGGUCUUUUCCUUUGCCACCUUCCUUUUUCAAGGUUCCCUUCAUUUGGUUUCUUUUAGAGUGAGCUUAUUGACAAGAUUACUAGUUUUGGUCUUUUGUGAGCCAAUCAAUGAGCUUUAAAAGUAAAGUGUAAAAAUACUUACAAUAAGAUGGCAGGCAGCUGGAAUGUCACAGUGGAGCCAAAUAAUAUAGCGUACUAAAAAAACUGUAAUUUUUUAAAUUUGAAGCAGGACGAGAGCCAUGUGAUUGGUACUAAUAGGUCACAAUAGCUGCCACAUUAGAGAAGGCCUUCCUCUUAUAUGAGGUACAACUCGACAUGUUAAUGUGCAUUCAUUUCCUUGCUAAGUACGUGGAUCUGGCAGUUGGGAAAGGGAAUCCACAUAACUGCAAUCUGUUCCGAAAGCUGUCUGCGCAUGCGCAGGAAUACCAAGUGUACGAUUUAACUGGAAAUCUUGUUUUAGGGUGUUGUCCUGCUAAGCUUGCUUUCAUGCCAUUUCAUGGCCUUAGAAUUGUAUCUUCAGUUGUAAUUACUGUAUACAUACAAUUUCUGUUAGGCAGUGGCCUUUACUGGUUAGCUAACAGUGUUUGGGACCUAUUUUAAAAUCUAGUGUAUUGUCAGAAUCUUCAGUGCACUGUGCUGGUGAAAGCAUCAGCUUCAGACAGGAAGAAAUAUGCUGGUGGAACAGUAAAACAAAUAAAGGCAACAGAUGCAGCAGCUGUUAAGGAAGUGAAGCAUUGAAGAAAUAGACAGGUAGAGCUGGCAGUUUGUCUGCUUUCUUUGCCAUAGCUGCGCAUAUAGUGUGCCAACACAAUCCCAGCCUAUAUAUUAACAGACAAAUGCUCCAGUUCCUUGGCUGAAAAGUACUGUAGCAUUUCCUCAAGCAGCCAAAACCAUUGCAUGAAAAUUAGAGGCAGCUAUUGAUCCGUGGAACCUCUUCCACUAUUCCAAAAUAACGCAGGCAUUUCUGACUUUAGCUGAUUUUACUCUUGAAGCAUUCAAUGAAAUGUCUUUUGUUUUUCAUGGAGGUAGGAGCCAACAUGUUUUUUUUUUAAGUUAAAUAGCUGCAGACUGGCAAUAGGUAAUGGAAAAAUAACCAUUCUUGGAUGCUCUGUGCUUUGAGAGUAAUUGGAAAUCUGUAUUCCUAACGCACUCUGGGUUGCAUUCCUUUAGACCACAGAAUGCGCUUUCAGUAAUUGGACUUAAUCUGGGAAAGUGUUAGUUAUGCUUAGAUGCACCUCACUGUGUUGGGAAGCAGACAUGAUUUUCUGUAACAGCUGCAGUCUUUGUAUAAAUGGCGGUCAUGGCAGUAACAUAGCAUAUCAGAUGCACAACAUUCCCCAUGUGCUUUGCCAAAUGCUUCCACUUUACAGUAUAAGCAGUACCAGGUAAAGGCUCUUGCUAAUUCAAUGUCAGGAAUGCCAAACCCAAAGGGGACAGACAGCUCUUACUCUUGUAUAGCUACCGCUUUGGAAAAGUAAGCAAGUGAAAGUGUCCUUUUACUGUUUUGGACAUUGCGAUCCUUCUUUAAAAGCAUUAAAAAAACAUGAGAAAUGAGGAGCCAAAAAUAAAAACACACGACCCAAUGGCCACCAAUUAAUAUCAACUUGCUUUUGGUAAUAUAACAAAACUGCAAUCUUCAUGUCUUAGAAUUACUUUUUUUUAAAAGACAGAAUACUUACAAUAAGGUGACUUUAUUUAUACAAUAGACUUUUUAAUAUAUUAUUCAAAACACUUCUUUUAAAUACUGAAAAAGGUUGAGUACAUCAAAGCCGAAAAUGGCUCUGCUAUACGCUGCACAGCAUUGUUUGAGUCCCUGUAUUCUUUUUAUGUACAGAAAGCAUCUGCAAAAUGCAUUCUAGACACAAUAUGCACCUUACCAGUUAGUGUCAAUACACAAAGUAAAAUGGGAAGGAUACCACUUGCAUGUGCAAAUUAAAGAUAAUUGAUUCCACUGAAUCAAUUGCUUUAAAAUAGAGCUUUAAAGUACCUUUUUGCACGUAAAAUGAAGCAGCUUUCAAGUUCAGUAAAUCUGUAUACUGCAAAAAACAUUGAAAUACAUUCACAAUCUAUGUUCAUAAAGUAGUAAAUGAUUCUUCAUUCAGCCUUAUUUACAAUGAUACUGUAAUUGAACUGAAAAGUACAGUUUUGUCAUAUAGCAAUCUUUGUAACACAUACAAAAAUGACGGUUCUGUAUAUAAUUUAAGCUCAAAAUCACAAUCGUUUCAAAAUAUUAAUUACAAUACAGCUAUCUCUAUAAUUAAACAUGUGUUUUAUAAAAUGGUAAAAUUUGUAAUAAAGUAAAUUGUUGGUUUGACUGAA
Molecule: messenger RNA, 5226 nt
Organism: Anolis sagrei ordinatus
Lineage: Eukaryota; Metazoa; Chordata; Lepidosauria; Squamata; Anolidae
Gene: LRRC40
Product: leucine rich repeat containing 40
Molecular function (GO): protein binding
Source: RefSeq, a predicted model, not a curated record